Hyalella azteca is the source of this 1054-nucleotide messenger RNA. RefSeq lists its product as uncharacterized. The record is from RefSeq and is a predicted model, not a curated record. Lineage: Eukaryota; Metazoa; Arthropoda; Malacostraca; Amphipoda; Hyalellidae. The transcript is spliced from 8 exons. Bases 149 to 1054 code for a protein of 301 amino acids.
AGUGCAGUAAGGUGCAGAGCUGUCAAGCUGUAGUGAACAACGAACAGGACAUUCUCCACGGAAAUUGUGUACGCCGAAGUCACCCCGUAAUUCGCCCUUUCCUUCUUCAUCAACUCCUCACGCUCCUCCGGACCGCAACGCCGUAGCCAUGAAAGACGCGUCCAAAGCCUGCGCGGUGAUCUUCCUCGGGCUGGUCGUCACAGCGCUGACGUCGGCCGAGCAGGAAAGUAGAGCUGGCACUGGAAUGCGCGAGUUUGUGCUCGCUGGUGGCGUCAAGAGCAGCUUGUUCGCGACGUGCGCCGCUCUCGCCAACACCGUCACGGGAGACCUGUUCUCCAUUGACCUCGGAGGCGGCAAAGAAUACGUCAGAUUUGCCCCCAAGAAUGUGAUUGCUGUUGAUUGGGUGAAGCUGAACAGCAGCGGCGCAUCGACGGACAUCAUCGCCUGCGCGGACGCCGCGUUUGCGAGAAAUGCUACCAUGUUCAAGAUCAACGGAUCUUGCUACGCCAGUGACAGCGUUCAGUACGACGUCAAGGACGAGCAGGACUGCGGUGACGCGCCUGCUGAGGUUGUCUACGUCAUGCCGCCUCCUCCCCAAAACGGAGAAUGGAUCGGAAACACCUUCCUUCUCUUCACCGAGUCCUCCUCUGACGGGUGCCUCCUCAGCAACAGCAACAACACAGGUCACGUCUUCAAUGAUGAUGACAAAACCCCGUACAACCCUGGACUGAUGCCGCAAAAGCUGACUUGCUGCAAUAAAAUAAUAGCCGGACAUUGCGUCGCGUUUGUGCAACGUCCUGACCCCACCCAAGGUUUCGCGUUCUGCGAGGCCAAGACUCGGUGCGAGGCCCUCGGCUUGCAGCUGGCGUCCUAUGAGUUGCAGACCAACACCGAAAUUCAGACGUACGCCAAAAAUCAAACAUCUGACGCGGCUACCCUCAACUCCCCUCACUUCCUCAACUCCCCUUACUCCCUCAACUCCACUCACUCCCUCUACUUCCUCCUCCGCAUCCCUCACUACUGCCCGAUAUGCUCCGCCUACCCCGACCCCUGA